Onthophagus taurus is the source of this 630-nucleotide messenger RNA. RefSeq lists its product as uncharacterized. The record is from RefSeq and is a predicted model, not a curated record. NCBI's taxonomy places the organism in Eukaryota, Metazoa, Arthropoda, Insecta, Coleoptera, Scarabaeidae. Gene Ontology annotation, molecular function: nucleic acid binding. Gene Ontology annotation, biological process: DNA integration.
AUGGGUCAGCUCCCUACUCCCCGAGUCACUCCAGCAAGACCAUUCUUACAUUCAGGAGUGGACUACGCUGGACCAUUCCAACUCCUACCUAAGCAUUUAGAUAUUGCUACUGAUUACACCACCGAAGGCUUUUUAGCAGCUUAUAAGCGAUUCGCCGGAAGACGAGGGAUUGCCAAAUGCGUAUAUAGUGAUUGUGGUAGUAACUUUGUUGGUGCUGACCGGGAACUUCGUUCAUUGUUUUCAAAUGCGUCAAAGGAAUGGAAGGUCGUAGCCCAAAGUUUGUCAAAUGACGGAACCGAUUGGAAAUUCAACCCUCCGUCAGCACCUCAUUUCGGCGGCAAAUGGGAAGCGAACAUACGAAGCGUCAAAACUCAUUUCAAAAAAAUGAUCGGAAGCUCGACGCUUACUUACGAAGAAUUUUCAACUCUAUUAAUUCAAAUAGAGGCUAUAUUAAACUCACGGCCGCUUUGCUCUCUUCAUGAUGACCCCGACAAUUUCGAAGCAUUGACUCCGGCCCAUUUCCUGGUUGGAGGCGCGUUAGCUAUCAUCCCCGAACCGUCACUGUUGGAUUUAAAAACGCCUCGUUUAUCUCGCUGGCAGCACAUCCAGCAAAUGGUGAAUCAAUUCUGA